GGUGCAGGCGGACGUCUGCACAGCCCGCUCCCCCACGACGCCACUCUCUCUGCACGACUCCUCUGUCGCCACUUGCCACCGCGCCAGCCCCUCGCCGUCCGUCCAGGUUCGUGCCGAGCCGCGCCUCCGUCACGCCGUGGCCCCCGCUGCAGGCCCUUACGCCGCCAUCCCGCAGUGCACCACCAGAUCUGUUUGAACGACGCCAGCAACCUCACGCCCUUUCUGUUUGAAACCGCGACGGACCAAGGGCCACCGUAGACAGCCUCUCACCGCCAAGGACAUUGGAAUCAGCCCUAGACAGCGGCGUCUCGCUCUCUAAAUUUUGACAGGCCAUCUCACGAAAUUAGGUUGUGAUACUGUUAGAGGUUGGACCCAAGUCUUAAAUAAUACACGGCAAGAGUCAGAUGAUUUUCGGGAUGCUGUUCCCGAACACCUGGUGCCAAUAAAAAGAAAAUAUUUUCAGAUGAUUUUGAUGGUUUGGCUGGGAAUCAAGGGAGAAGAGGAUGAAAGUCAAGCUCUUACGUGGGGAAGCUAGAAGCCAACUAUAUUGGUGGCAUGCUGUUGCUUCUUGGACGUGGGAUGCCCAGGAUGAAACUUGUGGGAUCUGCAGGAUGGCCUUUGAUGGUUGCUGUCCAGAUUGCAAGCUCCCUGGGGAUGAUUGCCCACUAAUUUGGGGCGCAUGCAACCAUGCAUUCCAUCUUCACUGCAUCUUAAAAUGGGUGAAUUCACAGACAUCUCAAGCACAUUGCCCCAUGUGCCGUAGAGAAUGGCAAUUCAAAGAAUGAGAAAAAAAGUGAACGAGUUCCAUGAUGAAUUGAAUGAAUACUGGCUGUGUAUGUUAGUGCAAUAAAUGCUUUCUUGUUGCGACCUUGUGUUUAUGCAAGUAUGGGCGGGCUAGGCACAAAUGCAUUAAUGCGGACAUAUUGGGUGAUGGAAGGUUUGGGCUGUUUGAUUUGUGUUGAUCGACUGCGUCUUUAGUUUCAUGGGGUCCAGAUCUUGACUGGUUUUGACAAUCUUAGAGCUAUGAUUGAGGCCGAAGCUCUCAAAAGGAGGGACUGCACUCUCAAGUUUUUUCAUGCCGUUGCACCUGGUUUGAGGAUUGUAGAUGGGUUUUGGUCUCCAGAUUUCUUAACAAAAUAGAUUGAUUUGUUUUUUCUAUUUUGCUUUGCAUGCAGUGGUUGAUAUCCAAGAUUUUAUUUCUCUUCGUGUUCGUCUCUGCCUCUUCUCUCUUUAGCCCACCCUGAGCCCUAUCUCCCUCUCUGCAACCGAUGUAUGGACCACGCCGUCAGCAACAGAGCCGUCGGCAAGCUCUGCACCACGCCGAGUCACCCCAGAUCUACCAUUUCUCUGCUCGAUCUCCUCCACCGCAUUCGAACCCACUGCAGGUCAUCAUUCAGAUCCACCAUGGAUCUCACGUUCGUUACUUUCUCAGCAAUUGCUCUUUUGUACAGUAUGUUGGUGUGACUUUCAAAGUGAGGAGAUGUUUUGGCCACUAAAUAAGAGGGUUGGAAGGCAGGGUUAUCGGCUAUAGGUUUUUCUCAUUUAUCACAAAUCUGUUGAAUGUGAGGCUCCGAAAAAAAUGUGUCGUAGUGUUUGGUUUGAGUUUUUUCUUGCUCGGUCUUCGUUCGGGUGAGCUGUGAGUAUGGACCCCCUUAUUGUUGGCGGCAAGGCAUGGGAAGAUUUCUUCGUGCAUAAGCUUCUUCAAGCAGCAGAGAAUAUACUGAUGUUUGAUUCUCUACAUCGAAGAACCUGCUUGCAUUAUGCUGCUUACUAUGGCCAUUCAUAUUGCCUUCAAGCUAUUCUUUUUGCUGCUCAUUCCACCCGUUUCAGAUUUUUGAGACGAGACUACAGCUAAUGGGACUACAGACAAAAGUGCAGACGGAAAGCUGGUGGUAGAAGGCCAAGUCUCACGCUGGGCAGGAAAAAAAAUAGAAAAAGAAAGAAAAAAGGAAAUGCAUUUGCAUGAGAUUUUGUUUGAUGGAGGCAAGACGACGUGCAACUGGGAAGAAGAAAAAGAAAAUUCUUUCGGUGGAGAAGCCAUUCAUACGAGACCCAAUUCAAAACUUUUUAGACAAUUUACGUAAACAAAUGAGGAAAACCCAGAAGGAAUAAAAAACUCCCGAGUUUAUUUGACUUUGACGCGAGAGAGUUUGUUUUUCUUCUUUGCGUUUGGACAUAAGAUGGAAAGAGAGCAUUAUUUCUUGUUUUUUUUAUUUUUUUAUUUUGGACAUGGGACACAAACAACAUGCAUGCAUAUUAAUUUAUUUUUUCCCUUUAGUCUUAUUUUCCUUCGCGAGUGUUCUUUUCAACUGUGUAUGUAAAGUCCAAAAUGAGAAGCAACUAGACGAUAUUAUCGUUGCUCUUAUUUUUAGGCCUUCUGCUUCCUUUAUAUCCAUCCACUCUCUUCUGUGGUUGCUUUUUC
Molecule: messenger RNA, 2422 nt
Organism: Juglans regia (Persian walnut)
Lineage: Eukaryota; Viridiplantae; Streptophyta; Magnoliopsida; Fagales; Juglandaceae
Product: anaphase-promoting complex subunit 11
Exons: 13
Coding region: 504-785 (93 amino acids)
Biological process (GO): positive regulation of mitotic metaphase/anaphase transition; anaphase-promoting complex-dependent catabolic process; protein ubiquitination
Cellular component (GO): anaphase-promoting complex; nucleus
Molecular function (GO): cullin family protein binding; ubiquitin protein ligase activity; zinc ion binding
Source: RefSeq, a predicted model, not a curated record